This is a messenger RNA of Platichthys flesus (European flounder), 3730 nucleotides long. RefSeq names its product NAD kinase a (gene nadka). Gene Ontology annotation, molecular function: NAD+ kinase activity. NCBI's taxonomy places the organism in Eukaryota, Metazoa, Chordata, Actinopteri, Pleuronectiformes, Pleuronectidae. The record is from RefSeq and is a predicted model, not a curated record. The transcript is spliced from 12 exons. The coding region runs from base 148 to 1443 and encodes 431 amino acids. Gene Ontology annotation, biological process: NADP+ biosynthetic process; NAD+ metabolic process.
CCGGUGUCAGGAAGUGAAGCUCUGGCUGUUGACAGCUCGCCGUUAAGAUGGUGUAACCUCCCUGACUGCUGAUGGCGACGCUGUGAAUCGUGCUGCUCUUUGCUCCAGCUUCGUGUGGUCUCGCCGUGACGUUCCCGGCUGUCUGUAAUGGAUAGUGGCGAGGAGGUGCGAGUGGAAACUCCUCCGUACUGCUGCUCCACCUGUGAUGGAGGGGAGGUCGCCCGCCGCAAUCUGGCUCGACGCAACAGGAAGGCCCGCAGCCUGAGCACCUCGUCGGCCAGCAGCUCCUCUGACCACAGGAGAGCUCAGUCACUUCAUGGACCAAGCCCUGUGACUACGUUUGGCCCAAAGGCAUGCAUGCUCCAGAAUCCACACACAGUCAUGCACAUUCAGGACCCCGCCAGCCAGAGACUUACAUGGAACAAGCCACCAAAAAGUGUCCUCGUCAUCAAGAAGAUCCGAGAUGCCAGUCUGCUUCAGCCUUUCAAAGAGCUCUGCAUAUUCCUCACAGAGGUGAAAGACAUGAUUGUUUACGUAGAAAACAAAGUUCUGGAUGACCCGGCCAUUUCAGGAGAUGAAAACUUUGGGGCCAUUACCAAGAAAUUCUGCACUUUUAGUGAGGAUCUUGACGACAUCUCAAACCGUGUAGACUUCAUCAUCUGUCUUGGUGGAGAUGGAACGUUGCUGUAUGCAUCUUCACUUUUCCAGGAGAGUGUUCCACCAGUUAUGGCCUUCCACCUGGGCUCCCUAGGCUUCCUGACACCUUUUAAUUUCGACAGCUACCAGUCUCAGGUCACCCAAAUAAUUGAAGGUAACGCUGCCCUUGUCCUGCGAAGUCGCUUGAAAGUGAAGGUGCUUAAAGAGAACUGGGAGAAGAAGGCCAGAGUGGACGAAAAGGGCAUCAUUCUGACCAAUGGGGAUAUUGAAAGUAGCCGCAAAGCCAUUCAGUAUCAGGUACUAAACGAGGUGGUGGUGGACAGAGGACCUUCCUCCUAUCUCUCCAAUGUCGACCUCUUCUUGGACGGACACCUCAUUACCACAGUGCAGGCAGAUGGUGUGAUAGUAUCUACACCUACAGGAAGUACAGCGUAUGCUGUGGCAGCUGGAGCCUCCAUGAUCCAUCCCAAUGUCCCGGCCAUCAUGAUCACCCCCAUCUGCCCCCACUCGCUCUCCUUCAGACCCAUCGUGGUGCCGGCAGGGGUGGAACUCAAGAUCAUGUUGUCUCGUGAGGCCAGAAACACAGCCUGGGUGUCAUUUGAUGGAAGGAAGAGACAAGAGAUCUGCCAUGGAGACAGUAUUACCAUCACCACUUCCUGCUUCCCUGUUCCUUCCAUCUGUUUCCGGGACCCGGUCAACGACUGGUUUGAGAGCCUGGCACAGUGUUUACACUGGAACGUGAGGAAGAAACAGAACUACCUCAGCUCGGAGGACGAGGAGUUCUGAGGCCUGCUCUGGGAUCUUCAGGGUCUUUUCCAAGGUCUCCAUGACUCCAAAGUCCUGGUCUUAACUCGACCCCGCUCUGUGCCCUUUUAAAAGUCUCACCAAACUCAAUUCAAAUAGAGUCACUACGACGUCGCCCCUCAUUCAAAUUUGUCUGGCAGAAUGAAAGUGUGAGAAAAACAGGAAAACUAUGAAAACCCCAAAGUUUUCAGUGAAAAUCAAUCAAACUAGAUAAAUAAGCCAUUUUAAAAAUAAAUAAUCAUGGUUAAACUGAAAUAAUUCUAGACCAUUACUGUAUUAUCACAUUUUCAGCAUUCUUGUUUGUUUCGCCACGUUAAAUGUCAGUUAUAAUGAAAUGUGUGCUAAUUGCUAUGUUGAAGCUGAGAUCCGAGACUUGUGAUUGGCUGAAACUACAACUCGGUUGUCUUGAAAAGUGACUUUCAAGUGAGUGGCCGAGAACAAAAUUUGAAAAAAAUCUCUGAGCAAAAAUUGAAUAUCAACUUCAUGAGAGUAAAAAAUAUAAAGUAUAAUAUAACAAUUUUUACAAAAACUAUUUCUUGAACGCUUUGGGGCUCCAUAGUAAACAAAUCGUAUCAGUCAAUGUCAGAGACUCAGGAUUGCACAGCCUGAGGUGUAUGUUAGAAAUAUGCAGCGGUAAUGAGGAGUCAAAUUCUCUAAAGGCUCAGGAUCUGAUGUGUGAGCUCAUUAAAAUAGUCUCUUUCUUUGAAUGGAGUUUGGAGUCACUGUCGGUCCAGGAUUGUCCCCAGUCCUGUUUUUGUUUUGAAAAGGUUUUGCCUUUUUUCUAAUGCAACUCGUCAAAAUGCAGUUUUUGGACGAAGUUUUCCCGAAAAGGGUAAAUGUAGGAGUCUGGGAUGAUCUUGGACGGCAGCACACCGGGACAGUUGUGGAUGAGUUACUACGAUGCUCCUGGGGGGCGUUAUCAAGUCUGCUCUUGCACUUUUUAAUCUUUGAGACAGACGACAGGGACAAAGCCACAACAGGAUGUUCUCUCAGUAGAGGUGAAGGACGAGUUUCGCUUUCGUGGAAAAUUCUCUAAAAAGAAUCCGUUAAAACCUGUUCUCUGUUCGUCAAAUCAGGAAAAACUGAAAACUGUUUGUUUCACACAACAUGUAGGUUCAUCCUGAUUCACACAUCUACUUGCCAAUCGUGGCCCAACUGUACAGACUGUGCCUUAAACACUGCUAUCAUUAAUGUAUAGAAAUAUAAUUUUUCAAGGUUUACAUCAUGGUAAUUUUUUAAGAAUCACACGUGCACAGAUUUGUGCAUUUUCUCUCUGAUGCUUCAUGUCGACUUUUGUCCUCGCUGUCUGCAGAAUGUUUUUGUGUCGUCGAGUGUGUUGGACAAAAUGUUGAGUGAGACUCAUUCCAGGCAAAGAGACAAUAGUUCAGGUGUCUCCAGCAUCUUUUUAACAUUUUUAAAAAUGUCUUUUAAAGCCAUAGCUGAUCUCUGUGUAGUUUUUAUAGACUGAUGUCUGUGGGUUGUGGGUGGUGUUGUGUGUUUGUCCAGGGACUGAUCAUAACAGACUUCGGUGCAUCCUUGCUUCUCAGUUUGCUACCUGUCUGCCUCAGCUGAGGUGGCCUACCUUUCGUAUCUUUACAGAUAUCAUGUGUAGAUGUUAAUAUAUAUAUUUACCAGUAUAUAGUCAAUUGGCUCAACAUAAUGUGUUUGGUUAAAAAGAUGAAACUGUGGAGUCGACCUGUUGAAACUAUCCAGCGGACCAAGCGAGCUCUGAAAGGCAAUCAUUCCUUUAACUCCUGUACAUACAGCCAUGUUUCAAUAAGAUGUUUAUUAACCAGUUUACAAUGUGUAUUUGCAGAAAAUAAAUCUAUUUGGAACCUGCUCUUUUUUUUUUUUACUUUAAAAAGCUAUUUAGUUUCUAAUGCUAUGUUGAUGAAGACAAGUUUUGAUUCUAUAACUACAUUUUUCUGCGAUUUGGAAUUGGUCAGAAAAGUACUUGUUGUACCGUCAAGUACUGAGAUAAUCAAAUAAAGCCAAAGUUACUCUAACAGUCUGGUUUUCACAUGAAGUUAAUUUAAUGUGUCAGAGUGGAAACUGCCACACGACCUGGUCUGAUUCCAACGCUGCUCUGAUCUGUUUGGUCCCAGUGGAACUUCUGGUUCUUCUCAGCUCUGGCAACUCUUCUCUGAAAGUUCUUUUCACUUGUGUAACUCUAAGAGCCUCUUUUGUAUCAGUCGCUUUGUGAUUGUUUCUAAUAUGAACUCUGCUAUUUUACUUUACACGGCACUUGAAUAAAACCGAGAGAAAAUUG